Suncus etruscus (white-toothed pygmy shrew) is the source of this 410-nucleotide messenger RNA. It is a transcript of the gene AAMDC, whose product is annotated as adipogenesis associated Mth938 domain containing. Gene Ontology annotation, cellular component: cytoplasm. The record is from RefSeq and is a predicted model, not a curated record. NCBI's taxonomy places the organism in Eukaryota, Metazoa, Chordata, Mammalia, Eulipotyphla, Soricidae. Gene Ontology annotation, biological process: positive regulation of fat cell differentiation. Bases 13 to 381 code for a protein of 122 amino acids. The transcript is spliced from 3 exons.
GUGACGUUCCUUAUGUCUUCUCCUGAAAUUUCUUCCAUCUCAUGGGGACAAAUGAAAGUCCAAGGCUCUUCUAAAACCUAUAAGGACUGCAAGGUGUGGCCAGGAGGAAGUAGGGCUUGGGAUUGGAGAGAAACUGGAACCCAGCACUCUCCAGGUGUGCAGCCGGCAGACGUGGAGGAAGUUGUGCAGCAAGGGGUGCAGACCCUGGUGAUUGGUCGAGGGAUGAAUGAGGCACUGAAGGUUCUCCCGUCCACAGUGCAGUACCUCGAGCAACACGGCAUUGAAGUUCAGAUGCUGCAGACAGAGCAGGCAGUCAGGGCCUACAAUGCUCUGGCAGCCCAGGGCAUGCGCGUGGGAGGCGUCUUCCAUUCUACCUGCUGAUGGCACUGAAGAGGGGAAUAAAGCCCUGA